AUGGAGGAACUGAAAAGAAAGAGGGACGCCCUUCGCAACACUGCUGAUCAGACUGGAAGAACGGAAGACGUACAAGCCUGGAGACGACAAUCAGCUGUCCUAAGGCGAGCUAUAUUACAAGAUAAACGGACUACCUUUGAUAACUUCAUCUCAAAUAGCAAAUAUCCAAGUGAUAGCCAACGCACUUUCAAAUUCCUGAAAAACCUGCUAACGCACUUUCAAAUUCCUGGAAAAUCUUCAAGAGAUUUAAAGAUACAAGUAAGACGCUUUGGUGGAAUUAAGGAAGACACAACAAUACCAAAUAAUGUACCUACUGAACCAUUCAGACCUUGCGAACUGAAUGCUGCAACAAAACAGCUAAAGUACAAGAAGUCUCCUGGCGAAGACGGUAUUCAUCCAGAAUUUCUAAUUAGAAUGGGACCAAAAGCCAAGGAAACCAUGCUGACGCUUUUCAACUUUGACAACUAUAGGCCCAUCUCCCUCACAAGCGCGCUGGCUAAACUUAUGGAAAGAAUGGUCAACAGGAGGCUGACCUUGUUCCUUGAGUCCAACAAUGUUCUUAGGAAUGAACAAGCAGGUUUUUAA
Molecule: messenger RNA, 585 nt
Organism: Rodentolepis nana
Lineage: Eukaryota; Metazoa; Platyhelminthes; Cestoda; Cyclophyllidea; Hymenolepididae
Source: the annotation of a GenBank genome assembly